AUGAAGCGCUCUCUCUACUCGGUUGACGUAGCGGCGGCUGCAGGUGCUACUCCUGCUCCCUCUCAGCCUGCUGUGGCGCCGUUUCAAAGGCCAGUAAGUCGGGGGCGCCUGUGCAACCCCCUGCUGUAUCCUCCUUUGCAGACUCGCAGUCAGGACGAGUCGGAUGCGCGAGGUGGAUUUGCACUGCCAGGCUCGCCAGGAGUCCACCGAUCUCGUGAACCGCCCGGCAACAAAGCCACGCAGAAAGAGCAGCGCUCAACGUUCCCCCCGCAAACACAAGAAGUCAUUACGGUAGAGGACGACGAGGAUGAAGGCGCUUCUCCCCCUCCCUUUUUCGCCUCAGGAGCGCCACAGACUGCUGCGGGCAGCAGCAGCAGGGGUCCCCGCGAUGACACCACUACUGCCACCACGAGCAGCAGCAGCAGCACCAGCAGCAGCAGCAGUACCGGCAGCAGCAGCAGCACCAGCAGCAGCAGCACACGCAGCCCCCCCAGCGGCAGCGGAGGCGAAGAGCAGCUCGUGGAGGCGACCGCGUCUUCGCCUCGGUGCGAUGGCGGAUCUGUCGGCAGCACCGGUGCUGGAGAAGUGUCUGUACAGCACAGCAGAGCUCCUGUGGACCACUCGGAAGCCCCUUGGAUUGUCAAAGCGUUUAGUGGAGCGCACAGCAAAAGCCUCUGGCUGUACGGACGGCAGCGGCCUGAGCAGCUCGAAAAGCAUCUGUCAGACUUGCGGACGAAGGUGUCGGUGGGGAAGGUUUCUUUGCGCAACCCUCUGUUCCCUUCCGCAGCCUCGGCAGCAGCCAUCAUGCGCGCUGUCUCGCAGAUUCGUCGAGUCACUUCGUUCACUCUGAGCGCCGCGGAGAUGCCCGAGGAGCAGUUCGUUGCGGUCUGCGAAGAACUGGGCGGGUGCUCUUACCUCAACCACGUGGACUGCAACGCAAUCGGCAGCAAACCGCUUCGUCCGGCGGCGCUGCAGCUGCUGCUGCAGCAGCUGCAGCGUCUCCCAGACUUGCGAGAGGUCAACCUUUCAGGCAAUGAAUUCUUGUCUCCGGGAGAGGCUUUUUCUCAGGGAGAGUCUGGAAAGGGGGGACUGCUGGAUGGCUUCCAGCUGCUCAAAGGCCUCCUCUUGCGUGGAGUGCUGUGCCUCUUGGCAAGAGAAUGUGGUCUUCGGCAGCUUCGGCAAUUCCUGGUGUGGGUGCUGAACCGCUGCCACUGCUUGCGGCUGAGGCAGCUCGAUCUCGGUGCCUCGUCGAAGCUGCUCACCACGGUAGUUCCUGGCGAAACGUUCGAUGAGGAACUUCUUCGCCGGGUGUCGCAGCUUUCGAAGUCUACAUGGCGCAUGGGCAAGGUGAUUGGAGACUAUGCGCCUUCAUUUCAGGCGGUGGACUUGUGGAAGCCGCACAUGACGCAAACCUUCUGGCUGUACUGUCUGCUAGACGCGAUGGUUGCCUCGAAUGCAGCAGCAGGAGCAGCGGGGUGCCUGCCGAGGGAUGCAGCUGCAUGCAAGGCUUCCGAUUCUUCGCUGUCGCAUGCAGCAUUAGGAGGCUUUGCGCGCUUGCCCCUUGUUCGCGUCUGGGGGAUUCCAACGGAUAAUACCGUCGCCACGCCAGCGCAUGCCCCCCAUUUCAGGUAUGGUUCGCUAGUUGCGCGGCUUGGCGAUCGCUGUCUGAUUCGCUGGAUUUCACUAGGCGCUUUCCUCGCGGCAGUAGAGGAAGAUCUGCUUGCCUGCCAGACGGCGGCAACUCGCCUCCCCCAGCAGCAACAGCAACAGCAGCAACAGCAGCAACAGCAGCAACAGCAACAGCAGCAACAGCAACAGCAACAGCAGCAACACUGUUGUGGAGCAGCGCAGCCGCGCGGCAUAUCCUUGCAGUCUGCUUCUGCGAUUGUAUCGAGGAAGUCUUUUUCUCAGCAGCCACAGCGAGGCACUGUGGGAGGCCGUUCUUCGGCUCGGCUUGCCGGUAUAUUCGGGGGAACAGGAGUGCACACCAACUCCCUCACAGACACGUUUGGCGCUUACGAUGCAUGCGUAGAGGCAGCUCGAGUAGAACCUGCCGUGUUUGCUUUUGCUGCCUGGCGACAGCAACAGCAACAACGCGGAAACAAGUGCCUAAGGCCAGGGCAGUGGGUGGAAGUUUUGGCGUCUAAGAAAGAGGACAAGCGCUUUUUUUACUCCUCCAUUGGCGUCGUGCAACAGGUAGCACCAAGCUCGGACGGCAGCGCAAUCGUGUACCGCGUGGAGUUCUUAGGUUUGCCGCCUCGUUCCUUCACUCGUCUGACAUUAGGAGGUUCCCCAGCUCCGUCCGAUAUAGCGGCUGUUUUGCGGAGCACUGUGAGGGUUGCAGUAGUGUCUGCUGAGAAGCUUCGCCCUCUCGUCUUUCUGUCUCCGAGCGCGCACUGGACUCUAGAAGCCUUGAGAGCGAAGUGUGGCAAAUCGAACUGCGUAGAUCUGCCGGAUGCUUACGGGAUCGACCUCAAGUGCCCAGCCUACGGGGGGCAGGUUGUGUAUGCUUGCCCAGUUUCAGGUAGUCCAGCGACAAAGUCGAGCUCGGGGGGCAGUGUCUCCGAGGCUGGCGCUCGCGUCGAUGGGUUUGAAGGUUUGGGGAGUUCGUUGCAUGCAGCUCUGUUGCCGGGUUAUCGGUGGCACAUACAGUUGAAUUGCCAGCACCUCGAGUUUGCUGCGAAGCAGCUUUUGCAUCCUCGGCAGCUGUUCAGUCGCUUUGGGGUUGAGGGGAGCGUAUCCGACGGCGGCUCUGCGGAUCAGUUCUGGCCGCUGGGGGUGAGCGAUGUGCCUCCGCCUCUGUUGGCUGCUCCUUUGCGCAAUCCGAGUGCGUCUGCGAAGAAGCAGCAGAGACUCACAGCUGCGGCUCAAAAGAUCCUGGAGGCACCUCUCACCGACACGCAGCAGAGACCUUCCCUGAAGCGCACCCCGCAGGAUGCGUCGGUGGUAGUCGAGCUGUCAGAUGAAGAUGCCCCCAUGCGCGAGGGAGAGGCACUGCAGAGCUUGCCGAAGGGGAGCGCCGUUCUCACUCCGGGGGGAGGCGGAGGCAGAGGCGAACUCAGCAGCAGUACGGCCCCUCCGGACGGAGGGGGGGAAAUUUCGGCGGCGUUUGCUGAGGCGGAGGAGGAGAGAGGCGGAGACUCGGAGCUCGCAGGCAGCAUUGACAGCGCCAUGUGGCAGACGGUUCGCACGUGUCGGAGAUGCCUCAUGCCGCUCACCGAGAGCAGCUCGACGACUGAAGAGAGAGCGGGGGAGACGGCGGAGGGCCUCUUCCUCCCUGCCACCACGACUACCCCUGCCCCCUCCCGAGAGGCUUCGGAAGGAGUUUCGUGGAACGAGGGUGCCUCAGCAACGACAGGCGUUCGCAGACGCUUCAGGGCAUAUGUGCGACAAAUCAAGGCGGAAAACAGCUUGCGGGAGAGACGGCGUCUUCAUCAGCUCCUGGAUGACUUGCAACUCCCCCUGCCGCUCUUGCGGGAAAGCUGGGCACUUCCUUCAGGAAGAAGAACUAGAAAUACUGGCAGCCGCAAUGGUGGCUUAGGUAGCAGCGGGAGUCUCAACAAGUCUCGGCGCAAAAUGGCAGAAAGCUACUCUCUUGAACAGCAAGCGUUCGAGAGGUGCCUGCAAGUCGUAGGAGGAGCCACUGCCCCAGCGUCGGCCGUUGGGGGGGGGCCACACCGCAGCAGCAGCAGCACUAGCAGCAGCAGCAGCAGCAGCAGCAGCAGUAGCAGUAGUAGCAGCAGCAGCAGCAACGGCUGCGGCAGCGGACUGCUUGGGCAGGCGGUGGAUAGCGCCAGUGGGAACGGGUGUGCUGCUGCUGCUGCUGCUGCCUGCAGCAGCAGCAGCAGCAGCAGCUGGCGGGAAGGGGGUGUAGGGGGCAACCAGGGAGCUGCUGCUUGCGAGUGCUGCUGCACCUGCGGGGAGUGUGCCUGUUGCUCUCAGCGCAUGCGUUUUUGCAGCGCAGACUACCACGAGCCAGUGGGGUUCCUUGUGCCUCCCGAGGUGCUGUCUUCCUCUUCUUCUGCGUCAGGACCAGCGAGAGCGCUUGAAAUUAGCUCAGAGGAGUGGGAUCUCGUGACGAGAGCUUUGAGUAUCCUUGUGAAUCGGGGCGUUAUUGGUUUGGUGGCUCACGACAGAACGUCUUCCCACAUCAAGGUUCGCUUGCUGCCGCUGCCUUCCUCGCUGCCGUCUGGUGCGAAGCAGUCGGGCAGCUCCCUCGGGGGAUUCGCCGCGGCUGCGGGAGCUUCUUUGAUCACGCCAGCAGCUCUGGAAGAGGACGAGGCUGUGCAGGAGCUUCGACGCGUGUUGGAGCAACGCAGGGAGUGCUCCUACGGGGAUGGCGACGAGGUACAGGUGCAGGGGGGGGAGGUGACACCCGCUGUCUCGGAAGGAGGCGCUACCACGCGUCUAGGGGCGAGUGCGGAGGGGGUCCCCCGCUGGGAAGGCGGUGGAGUUUUGUGCGAGCGGUGUGUCGGAGAUGGAUGGAUCUCCGAGCUGUCUCUGCCUAAGCUGCUAGACAAGUAUCGCGCGGGGCAUACGGACAGCACAUGCAACGCUCCGGCGUGCAGCAAUGUGGGGAGUCGUUGCGGAUGUCGGGGAGCUGCCAGGAGGCGCAAGCCGAAUGCAGCGAAGCCUCUGGUGUUUGGGUGGAGUCGCAACAGUGCAUAUCACGGGCUUGCUGCUUCGGCUCAAGCCUGCAAUAUGAGUCGGGAGGAUGCAGAGGUUACUUACAGCGAAUAUGCCGCAAUGCAGCUCGAGGGCUUGCACUGA
Cyclospora cayetanensis is the source of this 4770-nucleotide messenger RNA. RefSeq lists its product as uncharacterized. The record is from RefSeq and is a predicted model, not a curated record. Gene Ontology annotation, cellular component: nucleus. Gene Ontology annotation, biological process: regulation of transcription by RNA polymerase II. The transcript is spliced from 9 exons. Lineage: Eukaryota; Apicomplexa; Conoidasida; Eucoccidiorida; Eimeriidae. Gene Ontology annotation, molecular function: transcription cis-regulatory region binding. The coding region runs from base 1 to 4770 and encodes 1589 amino acids.